Candida dubliniensis CD36 is the source of this 1833-nucleotide messenger RNA. RefSeq lists its product as uncharacterized. The transcript has a single exon. Gene Ontology annotation, biological process: carbohydrate metabolic process. The coding region runs from base 1 to 1833 and encodes 610 amino acids. The record is from RefSeq and is a predicted model, not a curated record. NCBI's taxonomy places the organism in Eukaryota, Fungi, Ascomycota, Pichiomycetes, Serinales, Debaryomycetaceae.
AUGAUGACACAAUCAAGAUUAUCAACUUUAGCAAAGCCAAUAUUAGCAGCCGUAUUUAUUUUAACCCUUUAUUCUAUUCUAUUUAGGAAAACAGAUGAUGAUACUGAUAAAAUACUAGAACCCCAAGGUUACAUUAAUGAUGAAGAUCCUUUAUUUUUAAAACAACAAUUUAUGCAACAUGAAUUGUCCCACAAAAAUACUGGUGGGAAUAACAAUAAACUUCAAUCCGACGAUAAUGGUAUAGUUAUUGAUAAGAAAUUUCUUGAUCAAAUGGAUAAAAAAACUCAUAAAUGUCCUGAUUAUGUGGUAUAUUCUCAAAAACGACAUCCUCCAUUUUCAAUUGGUCGAUUUAAAUAUCCUUAUAUGAGACCAGCACCCAAAUGUCGAACUUUUGUAUCAUCAGCAGUAGAAUCAGUAAUUGAAGAUUUGAAAUCUAAAAUAAAUGAUCCUGAUUUGGCAAGAUUAUUAGAAAAUUGUUUACCCAAUACAUUAGAUACCACUAUUUUAUGGCAUCAACCGAAAAUGAAAACUCCUCCUAAACAUGAUACAUUAUUACCUCAAUCUUUUAUUGUUACUGGUGAUAUCCAUGCUGAAUGGUUAAGAGAUGCAGCAAGACAAUUAUCUGUAUAUCAACCAAUGAUUCGAUUUGAUCCCAAAUUAAAAGAAUUGAUUUUGGGAGCAAUCAAUACUCAAGCUUAUUACAUAAUCAAUUCUCCAUAUUGUAAUGCAUUCCAUCCACCUCCUGGAUCUGGAGUUAAACGAGGAGAUACGGCAUUUGAUCAAGUUCAUCCUAAACCUGAUUGGAAACAAGUGUUUGAAUGUAAAUAUGAAUUAGAUUCUUUGGCAUCAUUUUUAACUUUAACUAAUGAAUAUUAUGAAAAUUCUCAAGGUGAUACUUCAUUUAUUAAUAAUUCUUGGUUAAGAGCAUUUGAAAAAGUUUUAAUUAUAUUACAUAGAGAAAGUGUACCAUCAUUUGAUGAAGAAACUGGACAAAUGUUACCAUUUUAUUAUUCAUUCCAAAGAAAUACUAAUAUUGGUUCAGAAACUUUACCAUUGGGAGGAGUAGGGAAUCCAGUAAAUUAUGGUACUGGUCUUAUUAGAAGUGCAUUUAGACCAAGUGAUGAUGCAACAAUAUUACAAUUUUUCAUACCAGGAAAUAUUCAUAUGUUAACCGAAUUGAAAAAAGCUAGAAGUACUUAUUUAACUUAUGAAAAUAUUGCUCGAGAUAGUAUGUUAGUGGAAACUGCUGAUACAUUUAUUAAUGCUCUAUCUUCUGGUAUUGAGAAAUAUGGAAUUGUGAAUCAUCCAAUAUAUGGUAAAGUUUAUGCUUAUGAAGUAGAUGGGUAUGGUAGUGCAACGUUUAUGGAUGAUGCCAAUAUACCAUCAUUAUUAUCAAUCCCUGAUCUUGGAUAUACCACUAUUGAUGAUGAGAUUUAUCAAAACACUAGAAAAAUGAUUCUUUCCAAACAAGGCAACCCAUAUUAUUUAAAAGGUCAUUUUUUCGAAGGGAUAGGAGGACCUCAUAUUGGUCUUAGAAAUGCUUGGCCAAUGUCAUUACUUGUGAGAAUUAGAACCACCAAUGAUGAUGAUGAAAUUAUCCUGAGUUUAGAUAUGAUCAUGAGAAAUACUGCCAAUUUAGGUUUAAUGCAUGAAAGUAUUCAUGUGAAUUCAAGACAAGGGAGAGAUUAUACUAGACCUUGGUUUGCUUGGUGUAAUUCAGAAUUUGGUAAAACAAUCUUACAUUUGGCUAAGAAUAAACCUCAUUUAAUAUUCAAAAAGGAAUGGCAAAAUGUGCCGUAUGAUAUUGAGAAUGUAUUAAGUCAAUCUAUAUAA